AUGCCAUGUCGCGCCCUCAGCAUAUGCCGACAGGCUCCAGCUCCCUCACAAUGCCUCUGGAUCACCGAUGACGGUCUGGCUGAAGCCUGGAAUCGGUUCGCGCGCGCUUCCAACGCUGCCAGCAGGAGGAGGUGUGAGGGGAGACGAUAUGGCAGCAACGUUCCUGGGCCGCUGGAGGCGCAUAGGAGGCUUUCAAAGAGGCGUAUGGGAGUUGCAGCUGUAGCCGCUGGCGGGCCGUCCAUGGGAGCUGAUUUUGGAGCACUUUUUGGCAUUGGCUCUUGCAAGCCGGAGCAGAGGAUCGAUGGCUGGAGAUGGGAAGCUCCUCAGCUGGAUCGAAGGAAAGCGAAGGAGAACACGACCGAUGCUGGCUGGUUUGGACCGGCAAAGACGAAACGGCAAGACGCUUGGGACUCGUUCUUGCAGCCGCCGUCGAUCGAGGAAGAUGCGCAAGGCACGAAAGACAUGAUCCAAGCCGAGGAAGAAGCUAUUGAGCAAAGUAGUCUGGACGUCCAUGCAUUACUCAGCGAUAUAUCGCAUCUGGAUCACAUUGACCGGGAUCAACUAGUCAACGUCCUGGACUUUCUGCAAUCUGCGGCAGACGAACCAAAGGCUGGCAAUCUGACCUCGUUCUUACAAUGGCUCUCGGGACGUGAUUUGAGCGACGCAGCCUUCUCAGCUGUUGUCAUGCUCGUUAAAGAGAAAGUCGAACUGGCGACCUGCGUCGACGACUUGGCUGGUGUGCUGGCAGCUUUGUUACAGCAUGCCAAGUCUACCUCAUUGUGCUCAGAUAUCGCGGAUAUCCUGAAUGCGAUGAGACACGAUGAGCUGGGGAUAGUCUGCAUAAACACGACUCGUGAGCUUUUCAACGCUACGUCCACUAUCGCUAAAGACACUGCGAGAACGUGGCUUGCGUGCUUGUCGCUUUGCCGGCCGUUGCAGGUAGUGUUAGAGCACUCUAAGUCUCCCACCUGGCAGAGCAUCUAUGCAGUUCUUGCCCAGCAUAUUUCUCAGCCAUCGACGUUCACUCGACACUUUCUGACAUUGCAACGACUGGAUCUGGCUCGAAUACUACUGCGUUACUGGGGGCCAACACCAAAGACGCAGGACAAUGCCAGCAUAGCAAUGGUUGGCUACGACAAGACAUACAACUUUCGGCAACCACCAAGCGACCUUGACAUCAAUGACGUCCUCGGUGACUUGGACGCAAUGUGCGCGGCUCGCUACACGCGCAAAGAAGAACGACUGCAACCGUCCAGCUCUCUUGUCGAUAUGCUGGACGUUGCACGCCGUCAUGGCUUGCAGUGGGAGUGGCUGUGCGAAGAGAUCUUUCUCAUUUUGACGCGUAGUUCCUCGGCCACUAGUGUUCAGAAAGUAAGCUGGGAGCUUCGAUGCCAUCCAGAGCUCGGUCUCACGACUCGUACGGCGCUCUGGCUGAUCAGCUACUUCCUCAAACACGAUAAGGUCAAAUUUGCGCAUUCGAUUUUCCAAGGUGUGCCUACCCUGUCGCUGCUUCAUGCUCAUCAGUUACCGAUCAGGCUUGCGCGCGAAGGUACGAUCGGUUCACGUGAGAUAUGGCAGGUACUACAGCGUCAGCUCAGAGAAGACUUUGUCGACUUCCAGGACAGGGAUCCGCAGUCUCCAGAACUGACUCUGGUCCCGGAGCAUGUCGACUUGAUUCACCUCGUGGCUCAUGAGUUCGCACACUCCCCAGUUCUCGCCCCACGUAUCGCCUAUCGAAGAGUAUGGGAAUGCUACAUCUUCCUACGCGAUCGUCGCGCCCCGAUUAAUUCGUUACUUACCCGUGCUCUCGUGCACGCAGCUGUUACACGCCCACUGAAAGCACUGGAUAGACCAAGCACUGAGGGUUUUCGCUACAUACUCAACCUUGUAGAGCGCAUAGAGGGCUCAGAGACGGCCGAAAAGCUGGACCGUGCUGUGCACCGGUACUGGACCGAGCACGUCAAACCACUCCAGUUUAGAAGGAAUGUCGAUCAUGCCAUGGGCGUGACCCAAGAUGCUGCGAAGGAGAGACGUGCUGCAUGGCAUAACCUCAGAAACUGGGCUAGAGAGCAUCGGCCGUGGCUGCGGUCCACAAUGCCCAAACGUCGGACGACUGUGGGACGUUUCAACACUGAGAAGAAGAGAAAGCCGGAGUUGCCUCCAGCACCGGUGGCGAUUGAGUCUAGGGCGGACGGUCCUGCGUUAGAGCGCCGUCCACCUCUCGGCGCUUUACAAUAUACGGCGACUGGCACCAGCCUUGCUGCGGCAUCGACAGUUUACGUGCCAUUCCCCUCCUUCGCUGAGGAACAUCUGAAGACGUGUCUGCCGAUUCAUACCACUGCAACGCCGACAGUGGAAGAGAUUGCGGAUGUGGAGCCCGAAUCGAUCUCUCUUGCGCCUCGUCAGGGUCUAGGCUACGGCUCACCACAGAGUAAUUCGUUAGCUGCCAACACUACGACGCAACACGAGCGUGAAGCCAAGAACACUCCAGCCAUUUUAGCGGAGACGAGCAUCAAUGCAAAUUUCGGGUUGGCCCCCGGUCAAGACGCAUCCCGCACAAGGUCUACGGUGAUACUGCACGCAAGAUCCCAGCAAAUUGUGGACGAUGACAUGCCAUCUACUAAAGCGACCGACGAUGCAGAGACGGACUGGCUAGACGCUGAGGACGCGAAGCAAUUCGGCUGUGGCGACACGUCGCCAGUGUCUGAAACGAAGAGUUCCGGUCUCAUUCAGAAGCGUCGCAUUCAUAAGCGUCCGUCCUUUAUCCUCAAGAAGCACAAUCGUAGCAAGUCGUUUCCGCGGGACGCAGUACCUACGAUGCCAAUCCAAAAAGCAGAGCAAACGUACGUUCGGAGAGCACCCGGCUGCGAUCGACCUGCAGCACCACUGGAACCGUCUGUCAACGCACCCGCUGCGGAACCUGCAACACCUCCAGCGUUUCAACUCUUCGGUAAGAUCAAGCGCCUAAGCGUCGGAAAGAAGAAGUCACGGCGGCCGGGCUCGGUGCAGACAGAUUACGAGUACCUCGAAUGGCGACAUGGCCAACGUGGGCGGUACUUUUUGUUUAUCGAGAGUGGUGGACAAUGGAUGCCUUACGCGCAAGUCUUGAGCCAUGUGAAGCAGAUGCGACGACAAGCCAAGAAGACGGGAGGAGUGUACAACCAGUGGCAGCUCAAGCUCCUUGAGAAGUGGGAAGCGGCUCAAGGCGAGAUGGCGAAGAAGGAGAGGGGUUUGAAUGGAGUGCCGCGGUCAACUUUGUUCCCGAGGUAG
Fulvia fulva is the source of this 3270-nucleotide messenger RNA. RefSeq lists its product as uncharacterized. NCBI's taxonomy places the organism in Eukaryota, Fungi, Ascomycota, Dothideomycetes, Mycosphaerellales, Mycosphaerellaceae. The transcript has a single exon. The record is from RefSeq and is a predicted model, not a curated record. The coding region runs from base 1 to 3270 and encodes 1089 amino acids.